Molecule: messenger RNA, 3426 nt
Organism: Talpa occidentalis (Iberian mole)
Lineage: Eukaryota; Metazoa; Chordata; Mammalia; Eulipotyphla; Talpidae
Gene: WHRN
Product: whirlin
Exons: 13
Coding region: 1-2760 (919 amino acids)
Biological process (GO): auditory receptor cell stereocilium organization; sensory perception of sound
Cellular component (GO): stereocilium tip; cilium; plasma membrane
Molecular function (GO): protein binding
Source: RefSeq, a predicted model, not a curated record
AUGAACGCGCAGCUGGACGGCCUGUCGGUGAGCUCGUCCUGCACCGGCUCGCUGGGCUCCGCGGCCGGGGCGGGCGGCGGCGGGGGCGCGGGGCUGCGGCUGCUGUCUGCCAACGUGCGCCAGCUGCACCAGGCGCUGACGGCGCUGCUGAGCGAGGCGGAGCGGGAGCAGUUCACGCACUGCCUGAACGCGUACCACGCGCGCCGCAACGUCUUCGACCUGGUGCGCACUCUGCGAGUCCUGCUGGACAGCCCGGUCAAGCGGCGCCUGCUGCCCAUGCUGCGGCUGGUCAUCCCGCGCUCCGACCAGCUGCUCUUCGACCAAUACACGGCCGAGGGCCUCUACCUGCCCGCCGGUACCCCCUACAGGCAGCCCUCUUGGGGCGGCCCCGACGGCGCGGGGCCAGGGGAGGUGCGCCUGGUGAGCCUGCGGCGCGCCAAGGCCCACGAGGGCUUGGGCUUCAGCAUCCGCGGGGGCGCGGAGCAUGGCGUGGGGAUCUAUGUGUCGCUGGUGGAGCCGGGCUCUCUGGCUGAGAAGGAAGGGCUGCGAGUUGGGGACCAGAUUCUGCGUGUCAACGACAAAUCCCUGGCCCGAGUGACCCACGCUGAGGCGGUCAAGGCUCUCAAGGGCUCCAAGAAGCUGGUGCUGUCAGUGUACUCAGCAGGGCGUGUCCCAGGGGGCUACAUCACCAACCACAUCUACACCUGGGUGGACCCCCAGGGCCGCAGCAUCUCCCCGCCCUCCAGCCUGCCCCAGCCCCAUGGCAGCAGCGCACUGAGGCAGAGAGAGGGGGACCGGAGGAGCAACCUGCACCUCCUGCAAGGCGGGGAUGAGAAAAAGGUUAACCUGGUGCUGGGAGAUGGACGAUCCCUGGGCCUCACCAUCCGAGGGGGAGCCGAGUAUGGCCUGGGCAUUUAUAUCACGGGUGUGGACCCGGACUCUGAAGCAGAGAGCAGUGGGCUCAAGGUUGGGGACCAAAUUCUAGAGGUGAAUGGACGGAGCUUUCUCAACAUCCUGCAUGAUGAGGCCGUCAAGCUGCUCAAGUCAUCCCAGCACCUCAUCCUGACGGUGAAGGAUGUCGGGAGGCUGCCCCACGCCCGUACCACUGUGGAUGAGACCAAGUGGAUUGCCAGUUCCCGGAUUGGGGAUGCUGCCAUGAACUCAGCAGGGUUUCCUGGGGCUCCUAAGACAGAAGGGACAAACAAGCAGGGAUUUUACAAGGGACCCGCCGGCUCGCAGGUGACACUGAGCAGCCUGGGGAACCAGACCCGUGUGCUGCUGGAGGAGCAGGCACGGCAGCUGCUGACGGAGCAGGAGCGCGCCACCAUGGCCUACUACCUGGAGGAGUACCGCGGCGGCAGCAUCUCCGUGGAGGCCCUGGUCAUGGCCCUGUUCGAGCUGCUCAACACCCAUGCCAAGUUCUCGCUCUUAUCUGAGGUGAGAGGCACCAUCUCCCCACAAGACCUGGACCGCUUCGACCACCUGGUGCUGAGGCGGGAGAUUGAGUCCAUGAAGGCACGGCAGCCCCCAGGCCCCGGGGCGGGGGACACCUACUCCAUGGUCUCCUACAGCGACACUGGCUCAUCCACCGGCAGCCAUGGCACCUCCACCACCAUCAGCUCGGCUAGGGAGCGGCUGCUGUGGCUUAUAGACCUGAUGGAGAAUACUCUGGACCUGGAGGAGACUGGUGAGGCUGUUCAGGGCAAUAGCAGCACCCUCCCAGAUGUCUCACUGGAUGAUGUCAAGUCCACCUCUGAGGGGUUGCCUGGCUUCAAGCCACCACCUGCACCACCUCUGGGCCCCGGCCAUGACCGCCUGCUCGCCCAGACCAGGAAGCCGGGGAGAGAAGACCUCCAGCCGCCUUCUUCCGCGUCUUUGCACUCGGGCAUCGUCUUCUCUGCACCCCAGAACUGCAGCCCUCCAGUGGGCACCCCACCUGCCUGUGGGGCCUCCUCUGCACAGGACUCUCCCUCCUCCCCCAUCUACGCCUCUGUCUCGCCAGCCAACUCCGGCUCCAAGAGGCCGCUGGAUGCACACCUGGCCCUGGUCAACCAGCACCCCAUUGGCCCCUUCCCAAGAGUCCAGUCACCCCCGCACCUGAAAAGCCCCCCUGCUGAGGCCUCGCCGACUGGAGGCUGCUGCCUUCCACCACCCUCCCCCUCUGGCCGCCCAGACCAGACUGGCACAAACCAGCACUUUGUCAUGGUGGAGGUUCACCGCCCCGACAGCGAGCCCGACGUGAACGAAGUGAGGGCACUGCCCCAGACACGCACAGCCUCUACGCUCUCCCAACUCUCAGACAGUGGGCAGACCCUCAGCGAGGACAGUGGUGUGGACGCAGGCGAGGCAGAGGCCAGCGCCCCGGGCCGAGGCAGACAGAUGGCAUCCGCCAAGAGCAGGAGCAGCAAGGAACCACAUCAGAAUGAGAGGACUCCAGAGGGGGCCACCAAGCCGCCUGGACUCCUGGAACCCACAUCUACCCUGGUCCGCGUGACGAAGAGUGCAGCCACUCUGGGCAUGGCCAUCGAGGGUGGUGCCAACACCCGCCAGCCCCUGCCUAGGAUCGUCACAAUCCAGCGAGGUGGCUCGGCCCACAACUGUGGGCAACUCAAGGUGGGCCACGUGAUCCUGGAGGUGAACGGGCUGACCCUGCGGGGCAAGGAGCAUCGCGAGGCCGCACGCAUCAUCGCAGAGGCCUUCAAGACCAAGGAGCGGAACUACAUCGACUUCCUGGUCACCGAGUUCAAUGUGAUGCUCUAGGGGCCGAGGCCCGAGGGCCUCCCACUGCUGCCCGGCCCUUGGUCACAGUCCCUCCUCCCUCCUAGCACCGUUAAGCUCCUUGAGGGCCUGGGGCUGCAUGGCCAGGGUAGCAGGAAGAUGUACCCCCACUCCCUCCCGACCCACGGACCAGACCUGUAGAAGAGAGUCGGGAGAAGCAAACAGGGGUCAGGCCUGGAUCUUGUAUGCUGCCCUGUACUCAGUAGGCGCUCAAUACUACUGUAGGUUGUGUGAAGAUGAAGGACAGGGUACCUGUGUCUUGACAUGUUUACUGAGGCCUGCCAGGGCCUGUUAUCCCAGGUUGGAUGUAGGGGGCAUUGGUGCCCCCCCCCCACCCAUCUGUUAGGACCUGCCCAAUCCCAGAUACCUGAGCCUUUUUCUGGAGUGAGGUCACAGAAGAAUUCGUGGGCCUGGCCCCCAUCAGGGGGGCAUCUUGCAGGACCUUUAGUGCCACAAAUAAGCAUCAAGCACUAUCCCCCCAUAUUCCCUUUCCUCCUGAUUCCUUACCCCUCACAAUAUUUAUUUCCCAAGGACCCAGCUUCCCACACACCCCAACCUUUCCCAGAGGCCUUGCAGGUGACCAGCAGCGUCAGUGUAUUUAUAUACAGAGCUUAUGACUUUAAUUUUUCAAUAAAGAAAUCUGAACAA